Molecule: messenger RNA, 980 nt
Organism: Capsicum annuum
Lineage: Eukaryota; Viridiplantae; Streptophyta; Magnoliopsida; Solanales; Solanaceae
Exons: 6
Coding region: 6-827 (273 amino acids)
Source: RefSeq, a predicted model, not a curated record
UUAACAUGGCAUUUUCAAGCCAAGUUGUCGGGCAAUGUUUUUCGUCCAAGCCAGAUUUUAGGAGUAGCCAAAGCAUCCCUCUAUUGAAAGCUCCGAAAGCAAAAAUCACCAAACUACAUGAGCAAAAAUUAAAGAUAGGAAGUAUCACGAGCAGGCAGAGGUCCUUGAUCGCGCAUUGCUCAAUGAUCAACCCUGAUAUUGCGACAGGUUCAUUUUCGCCAUCCAACACAAUUAAAAAAUUCUACUCGAGCAUAAACAAUAAGGACCUGAACCAACUGGCCUUGCUUAUAUCUGAAGAUUGUUUCAUUGAUGAUUUCUCAUUCCCUCAAUCAUUUCAAGGGAGAAAGGAAGCUUUGAAAUUUCUGGAGCAACUAACCACAAGCAUGGGCCAAAACACAGAGUUAAGCAUAGACAACAUUUAUGAAGGUGUUGAUCUUACAGCAACAGUAAACUGGCAUUUAGAGUGGAAGAAGAAAGAAGUUCCCUUUAGUAGAGGUUGCAGCUACUAUGAAUUAUCAAGAGAUAGAGAACAACUACUCAUUAAGAAUGCUCAAGUUAUUACAGAAUCAUCUAUGAAACCGAAAGUUUUGGCAUUGUUCAAUAUGUUUACUUCACUAUUCGAUGACUUCCCUGAGAUCGUGACGAGGUUUGCAAAGAAUCACCAAGUUGCAUAUCAAGUGUUACUAAAUACUUACAAGAAUGUUCUGCAACCAUUGAUCAUAAGUCCAAUUCUUGCAUGGUACAAAAAGUUGUGGACAUUUGCAUUCACCUUUUUUGGACUCACCACCAAGUUUGUGCAGUUCAUUAUAAAGAACUUCAGACAGUAAUUAAUUACAGAGUUCUAGGAAUCGAAUUCUCACUAAAGUAAAAGAUCAAACUAGCCAAUCAAUUGAGCCAUUAUCUGAAAUUAUUAUUGUAUCAACAUGUACAAUUAUAUAUUAUUUUUGUCAUUAAAAUAAAGCAUAUCAACUUUUUUUCUC